GAAAAAAAACCCUAACAGAAAUUUCCGCCAAAAAAUCACAGUGUCCCCAUUUUAUCGCCGUGAAAUCUCAUGUGGCAUGGCAUCGCCUUGGUAGAAUAAUUGAAUUCAAUCCCUUUCUUCCCAUUCUUUUUAAGAAAAACAGCAAGCCUUCGAUUCCUGAUCUCCGGUCCAAGUUACCCGCGAAAUUAUUAUAAGCUUGUUAAAUUUGGAGGCUGUGUUUUCUUUGUGUUCCUGUAAAUGGGUGCCCCUAAGCAGAAAUGGACACCUGAAGAAGAGGCAGCGCUAAAAGCUGGAGUCAUCAAACAUGGUGCCGGAAAAUGGCGAACGAUAUUGAAAGACCCGGAAUUCAGUAGUGUCCUGUAUCUGCGUUCCAACGUAGAUCUUAAGGAUAAAUGGAGAAAUAUGAGUGUGAUGGCCAAUGGAUGGGGUUCUCGAGACAAAGCUAGAUUAGCUGUGAAAAGGACAUCUAGCUUUAAUAAACAGGAGAGUGCUAUGGAACUCGGUGUUGUUCCAAGUGAUGAAGAUAUCGUGGAUGCUAAACUCAUCACAGCUCCCAACACUACAUUGCAGAUUCCUUCUACAAAGAGAUCCAUUGUUAGGUUAGAUAACCUCAUUAUGGAAGCAAUUACAAGCUUGAAGGAGCCUGGCGGUUCAAAUAAGACAAAUAUUGCUGCAUAUAUAGAGGAGCAAUAUUGGGCACCUCCUGACUUUAAGAGGCUCUUGUCAGCGAAGUUAAAGUAUUUAACAGCUUGUGGUAGACUGAUUAAGGUGAAACGCAGGUAUAGGAUUGCACCGGCUCUGUCAUUUUCAGACAGGAGGAGGAAUCAUUCCGUUCUAUUUUCGGAGGCAAGGCAAAGGGUUUCUCCUCGAUUUGAUAGGGAUGAUGUAAAAAUCCUCACAAAAUCGCAGAUUGAUUUAGAGUUAGCUAGGAUGCGGAAUAUGAAACCACAAGAAGCUGCUGCCGCUGCUGCCCGAGCAGUUGCAGAAGCAGAAGCUGCUAUAGCAGAAGCUGAAGAAGCAGCAAGAGAGGCAGAGGUUGCUGAAGCUGAUGCAGAGGCAGCACAAGCUUUUGCUGAAGCAGCUACGAAAACUCUUAAAGGAAGAAACAAUCAGAAAGAGAUGGUUUGAUGAUUUGAUAAAAUGAGCAAUGAGGUGUUUGAAUGACGCUUUUUGUAGCACUCAGCAGUGAUCAUCCCUAUUUGUAGUAGGCAAACCAGUGAUCAUCUUCAGUACCUUUAGUCUUUGAGAAAAGAAAACGAUGAAGGCCUUUCCGGUUGUAUAUACAUAGGAUUCCUCCUCUCCAGCAGGGCCGCUUUUGAAUAGUAGGUUCCAUUAUUGGUUUCAAAUGCAGGGAUUCUUUCUUUUUGUUCUUUUUGAGAAUAUUAUGGGAUUGCAGUUGAUAUUUAUUCAUUUCGAAUACCUCUGCACUUGGGAUGCCGGAAAACACAGAAACUAGAAUGUACAUAGGGGAUAGGAACUGUUUGUUUCCAUUUGAGAUUUAUCUGUUGUGUAGUUCUUUUAUGUUCUAUGCCAUUCUCAGUAGAAAUGAAUUCAUUUGCU
Molecule: messenger RNA, 1560 nt
Organism: Hibiscus syriacus
Lineage: Eukaryota; Viridiplantae; Streptophyta; Magnoliopsida; Malvales; Malvaceae
Product: telomere repeat-binding factor 1-like
Exons: 7
Coding region: 238-1128 (296 amino acids)
Biological process (GO): nucleosome assembly
Cellular component (GO): nucleosome
Molecular function (GO): double-stranded telomeric DNA binding
Source: RefSeq, a predicted model, not a curated record